Schistosoma intercalatum is the source of this 708-nucleotide messenger RNA. NCBI's taxonomy places the organism in Eukaryota, Metazoa, Platyhelminthes, Trematoda, Strigeidida, Schistosomatidae. The record is from the annotation of a GenBank genome assembly.
AUGAUUAGCUAUGUACGUGCUCCUCGGAUCAUUUCACCAACAUUGAUUAUUCAUGGCACUGAAGAUGAAAUAAUCGAUCGAGUCCAUGCCCAGCAGUUGUACGAACGUAUUCCUCAUACUUUGGAACCACUGUUUAUUCGUGGAGCUGGUCAUAAUGAUUGUGAACUGUAUGAAGAAUAUCUUAUCCGCUUAGAAUACUUAGUGCAUGUUGAAGUGGAUGGCCCCGGUGUACUAAAUCUUUCCCAAGAAUCGAAUUCAACUAAUAGGAAUAUACGGUUCAGUAAUGGACUAUUAAAAUAUUUUUGCCGGAAUCGCAAAUCUUCUGAAAAUAAUUCGAAACAAAUCUCAUCAAUCCAAAUUUCAAGGAAAUCCAAAUCACCAAAAGACGAAUCACACAAACAGUCUGAUGUAUGUAUACCUGAUGCAUCUAAUCAUUGUCAUGAGAAAACACUGGCUUCAAUCACUCCUAUGUGGAUGCGAAAACGAGGACUUCAUGGUUCAUAUAGAUAUGUCAGCAACUCUAGAACUGAUAAGCGUAGAUGUAAACGAAUUCAUUCCUUAUCCGUUAACCCACUGAGUAAGCCAUCUGAUCAGUUUGAGGCUAGUGUAAUUCCAGAAAGAACUGAUAUCAAGCUGGAGUAUGUGGAUCAUGGUGGUUCACUCAACGAGUUGGAUAAUAAGACAUCGAAACUAAUAACGAAUAUAUAA